AUGAGGACGCCAUAUACCUGCAGACAAUGUCUGUCGCUAGUCAAGACGUCGAGAUCUCAAUUACGGCCGUCGCAGGGCCUUCGCCAGCUCGCGCCCAAGGUGUCGUCGCAACGGAAUCACUCCACCAAAAGUCCAGCACCGCCAAAGCUCGCCCUGCCCAAGCGUAACCUCUCCACGACGCCGAACCGGGCCUUUGAGAAGCCGUUCGAACCAUUCGAAUACAUUGACCCAGAGGGUCAUCGACGGAAGCUGGUCCUGACCGAGGACAACCUUUUUAACUCUUUCUCCGAUUCACCUAUACCCGAAAUACGCAAACGUGCUGCGUUUAUGCGCCAGCAUGCUUACUGUCCACACCCCUCGCAUCAGCCGACACGUCCGGCGAACAACCCCAUGGACCUAGAGGCACGCAAGUCAUCCGAGACAGGCGCUCCACCCGCCCAUGUAGAUUUCGAGUGUCCAGACUGUGGCGUACCAGUAUACUGCUGUGAAGAGCACUGGGCCGACGACUACGAGGCGCAUCUGGAGGUCUGCGACGUUUUGAAACAAAUCAAUGAAGACGACCAUGAUCUGAGAAGUGGACGUUUCUUCAAGGAAUUCCAAUUUGCGGAGCCCCAGAUGGAGGAGAUUCUGGUCAACAUGACAAGUUGGGAUACAUACAUGUACACCCGAGACUUUGACGCCCUGAAUGAGGACCGAGAGAUGCGCCAGGCGACGAAGCUGUUGACAUACCCCAUCACGAUCGCGAGUGUUCUGAAUGAGUUGAGUCCCUACAACAUCCGGAAGAACGGGCGCAUGACACCCGAAGGGUUGAAGAGCUUCAGCGCCCUCCGUCACACCCUCCACCCACCGCGAACAGGUGGUGGAGACACCUGGAAGAACGCCCGCCUUGCUCCUCCAUCCGUUCGCCUCUUCAUUCUCGGCGCACGCGCAGAAUCCUCCCUACCCCGCGAAACAUGGAUGCAACUUUCCUACCUUUUCCACCGCGUACAAUUCUCCCUUAACUUCAUCGGCCCUGAGAGUAUGGCAAACCGCGAGAAGGAACUACCGCUGCCCGAACGCACUCCUCUCAACCCCUUCGGUGCUGUUGUCGAGGACCGCAUCAGCAACUCCUUGAAGAUCAGCACCUUCGUCGAGUACUACCACAACAUCCACAAGACGGGCUACUUUUACCCGUACGAUCCGUACUUUGACUGCUUCGUCGUCUUCCAUCCCGGUUUCGGCAACCCAGCCUCCGCGCACGAAUGGGAGGAGACGCUACCCCUUCUCCUCGAGACCAAGGUUCCUAUCAUCGCAACCGGGUACAGCCCAUGGGACAUGCAGCAGGAUGUCGACUUCCUGAACAAGAGGUUUGGCAAUGAGAUGGACAUGUUGCUUGAGCCGGGUGAGAACCUGUUCAGGAGUCUGAGGUGGGACCUGAAUGACCUGGACCCACAUGACGUUACCUGCAGCAACUGGGGUGUGUAUGCUUUCCGUGGUAAGCGGUACGAGACCACCAAGAAGGAUGAGGAUGAGGAGGUGCACAGCGAUCGCACAGCAUGA
Messenger RNA from Alternaria arborescens, 1539 nucleotides. RefSeq lists its product as hypothetical. The record is from RefSeq and is a predicted model, not a curated record. The coding region runs from base 1 to 1539 and encodes 512 amino acids. Gene Ontology annotation, biological process: mitochondrial respiratory chain complex IV assembly. The transcript has 2 exons. Lineage: Eukaryota; Fungi; Ascomycota; Dothideomycetes; Pleosporales; Pleosporaceae. Gene Ontology annotation, cellular component: extrinsic component of mitochondrial inner membrane.